UAAUUUACUUUAUUAUUACUCUAAUUUUCUCCAUGCAGUGCCUACUACAGCAGUGACAAUAACUUCUUCAGCAGAGCUGUACAAAACCACAGUGUCAACCACUAGCACUACGUCACAGAAAGGUCCCAUAAGCACAACGUUGGCUGGAGGAACAAAGGAAGGAAGCAGAGGACCCAAGCCACCACCACCAGUUUCCACAACCAAAAUUCCUCCCGUGACAAGUUUUUUCCCUUUGCCAGAAAGAUUCUGUGAACCGACCGAGGCCAGGGAUAUUAGCUGGCCUCAGACACAAAGAGGAAUGAUGGUUGAACGCCCUUGCCCCAAAGGAACACGAGGAACUGCCUCGUAUCUCUGCGUGGUCUUAACGGGAACGUGGAACCCCAAAGGCCCUGAUCUUAGCAACUGCACCUCACACUGGGUAAAUCAGCUGGCUCAGAAGAUCAGAAGUGGAGAAAAUGCUGCUAGUCUGGCCAACGAACUGGCUAAACACACCAAAGGACCGGUCUUUGCUGGCGACGUGAGCUCAUCAGUGAGGUUGAUGGAGCAGCUUGUGGACAUUUUGGAUGCUCAGCUGCAGGAACUGCGGCCCAGUGAGAAAGACUCUGCUGGAAGGAGUUAUAACAAGCUCCAAAAACGAGAGAAGACAUGCAGGGCUUACCUUAAGGCAAUUGUGGAUACAGUGGACAACCUGCUCAGGCCUGAAGCUCUGGAGUCCUGGAAGGACAUGAAUUCUUCGGAACAAGCCCAUGCAGCCACAAUGCUACUCGAUACAUUAGAAGAAGGGGCUUUUGUCUUGGCUGAUAAUCUCUUAGAACCAACUAGAGUCUCAAUGCCCACGGAAAAUAUUGUUUUGGAUGUUGCAGUGCUCAUUACUGAGGGCCAGGUGCAGGACUUGAAAUUUCCCCAGGGCAGUAAAGGAGGCAACUCGAUUCAACUCUCCGCAAGCACCGUGAAACAGAACAGCAGGAACGGAUUAGCAAAACUGGUUUUCAUCAUUUACAAAAGUUUGGGGCGUUUCCUCAGUACUGAAAACGCAACCAUAAAGCUCGGCAGCGACUUUGCGGGGCGGAAUAGCACCAUCGCGGUCAACUCCCACGUCAUUGCAGCCUCUAUCAACAAGGAGUCCAGCCGGGUGUACCUGACGGAUCCUGUGCAUUUUACACUGGAACACAUUGAUCCUGACAAUUAUUUCAAUGCAAAUUGUUCCUUCUGGAACUACUCGGAGAGAACUAUGAUGGGAUACUGGUCAACUCAAGGCUGCAAACUGGUUGACACAAAUAAAACUCAUACGACGUGUGCCUGCAGUCACCUCACCAACUUUGCAAUUCUCAUGGCUCAUCGGGAAAUUGUGUACAAAGAUGGAGUGCACGAAUUGCUCCUCACUGUCAUCACCUGGGUGGGAAUUGUCAUCUCUCUUGUUUGCCUGGCCAUCUGCAUCUUCACAUUCUGUUUUUUCCGUGGCCUGCAAAGUGAUCGUAACACUAUUCACAAGAACCUUUGUAUCAACUUAUUCAUUGCUGAGUUCAUUUUCCUAAUAGGCAUCGAUAAGACAGAGUACAAGAUUGCAUGUCCAAUAUUCGCAGGUCUCUUACACUUUUUCUUCCUGGCAGCCUUUGCCUGGAUGUGUCUAGAAGGAGUGCAGCUUUAUCUAAUGUUAGUAGAAGUAUUUGAAAGUGAAUAUUCUAGGAAGAAGUACUAUUACGUUGCUGGCUACCUCUUCCCUGCUACAGUAGUUGGUGUCUCAGCAGCUAUCGACUAUAAGAGCUACGGAACAGAGAAAGCUUGCUGGCUCCAUGUAGAUAACUAUUUUAUCUGGAGUUUCAUUGGACCUGUUACCUUUAUUAUUCUGCUGAAUCUUAUCUUCCUGGUGAUCACAUUGUGCAAAAUGGUGAAGCACUCAAACACUUUGAAACCAGACUCUAGCAGGUUGGAAAACAUUAAAUCUUGGGUCCUGGGUGCGUUUGCUCUCCUGUGUCUCCUUGGCCUAACGUGGUCAUUUGGCCUGCUGUUUAUCAAUGAGGGGACCGUUGUGAUGACGUAUCUCUUCACAGUAUUUAAUGCUUUCCAAGGAAUGUUUAUUUUCAUCUUUCACUGUGCCCUUCAAAAGAAAGUACGUAAGGAGUAUGGCAAAUGCUUCCGACAUUCCUACUGCUGUGGCGGACUACCAACUGAGAGUCCCCACAGUUCAGUGAAGGCAUCAACAACAAGAACUAGUGCUCGCUAUUCCUCUGGCACUCAGAGUCGUAUAAGAAGGAUGUGGAAUGAUACUGUGAGAAAACAAUCUGAAUCGUCUUUUAUCUCAGGUGACAUCAACAGCACUUCAACACUUAAUCAAGGAAUGACUGGCAAUUACCUACUAACAAACCCUCUUCUUCGACCACACGGCACUAACAACCCCUAUAACACAUUGCUCGCUGAAACAGUUGUAUGUAAUGCCCCUUCAGCUCCUGUGUUUAACUCACCAGGACAUUCACUGAACAAUGCCAGGGAUACAAGUGCCAUGGAUACUCUACCGCUAAAUGGUAAUUUCAACAACAGCUACUCGUUGCGCAAUGGAGACUAUAACGACAGUGUGCAAGUUGUAGACUGUGGACUAAGCCUGAAUGAUACCGCUUUUGAGAAAAUGAUCAUUUCAGAAUUAGUGCACAACAACCUGCGGGGCAGCAGCAAGAACCACAACCUGGAGCGCACGCUCCCGGCCAAAGCUGUGAUCGGCGGGAGCAGUAGCGAAGAUGACGCCAUCGUGGCAGAUGCCUCAUCUUUGAUGCACAGCGACACCCCGGGGCUGGAGCUCCACCACAAAGAGCUCGAGGCCCCGCUCAUUCCUCAGCGGACUCACUCCCUUCUGUACCAGCCCCAGAAGAAAGUGAAGACCGAGGGAACCGACAGCUACGUCUCGCAGCUGACGGCCGAGGCUGACGACCACCUCCAGUCCCCCAACAGAGACUCUCUUUACACGAGCAUGCCCAAUCUCAGAGACUCUCCGUACCCAGAGAGCAGCCCCGACGUUGAGGAAGACCUCUCUCCCUCCAGGAGGAGCGAAAAUGAGGACAUUUACUACAAGAGCAUGCCAAACCUAGGAGCUGGCCAUCAGCUUCAGAUGUACUAUCAAAUCAGCAGGGGUAAUAGCGACGGCUAUAUAAUUCCCAUUAACAAGGAAGGAUGUAUUCCAGAAGGAGAUGUUAGAGAAGGACAAAUGCAACUAGUGACAAGCCUUUAAUAGUGUAGCAAAGAAAUAUUAAAGGCCACAUACAAGUAUUAAAGAGACUUAAUUGGCCCCUCAUACCUGCUUGAAGAGACGAUUCUGUUGACCCUGUGGUUCUCCAGUAACGGGGAUGACUGGACCUCGCAGUUCUGUGAAUUUUUAUAAAACAAAAACUUUGUAUAUACACAGAGUAUACUAAAAUGAAUUAUUUGUUACAAAGAAAAGAAAUACCAACAAGGUAUUUUUAAGAUAUCUUCUGCUGCUGAAUUUAACAAAAUUGUGAAAAAAAAAAAGAGAAAUAAAAACUUUCCAGCCAUUUUACUGCAGCAGUUUGUGAACUAAAUUUGUAAAUAUGGCUGCACCAUUUUUUUUUCUAGGCCUACAUUGUAUUAUAUACAAGGCGUAGGCUCGAAAAUCCUGUGGGACAAAUUUACUGUACCUUACUAUUCCUGACAAGACUUGCAAAAGCAGGAGAGAUAUUCUGCAUCAGUUUGCAGUUCACUGCAAAUCUUUUCCAUUAGGGCAAAGAAUAAAUACAUGUCUAACCACUAGCAAUCAAGCCACAGGCCUUAUUUCAUAUAUUUCCUCAACUGUACAAUGAACCGUUCUCAUGAAAAAAAUGGCUAAAGAAAUUAUAUUUUGUUCUAUUGCUAGGGUAAAAUAAAUACAUUUGUGUCCAACUGAAAUAUAAUUGUCAUUAAAAGUAAUUUUAAAGAGUUUGAAGAAAAUAUUGUGAAAAGCUCUUGGUUGCACAUAUGUUAUAAGCUGUUUUUCUUACACUCUGUCCAUAGUACAGUAGUAUGUUUAAAAGGCAAGUUCUACCCAUCUUCACUUAUUUUUCACUGUAAACAGUGUUCUGCUUUGACAAGUUAGUUUUCAAUUCUUACAUUUUGAAUUUUUACUGCCAAAACCAUAAUUUGGGGAGAAAAUUGUUUUAGAAGCCAAUUAUGCCAAGCCUUGCACAAAUUCGGUAUGGCUAACGAAGAUUGUAACUCAGUUCCCUGUUCAUUCUUUAAUCAGGGUUGGGCGGUAAGGGGUAAAGGGGACACUGGUCACUUCUCACAAGCUUUCUCGUGAAUAAAAGGUGCCUGUCCUUUAAAAAAUAUAAAUAAAACAUAACUAUUACUCUUCCAUAUUCCUUCUGCCUAUAUUUAGUAAUUAAUUUAUUUUAUGAAAAAAAUCUAAUGAAAUGUAAAUUGUGUCAACAAAAUUCUGCUUUUUUCAUCCCUUUGUGUAAACCUGUUAAUAAUGAGCCCAUCACUAAUAUCCAGUGUAAAGUUUAACACCUGUUUGACAGUAAAUAAAUGUGAAUUUUUUU
This is a messenger RNA of Apaloderma vittatum (bar-tailed trogon), 4523 nucleotides long. RefSeq names its product latrophilin 2 (gene ADGRL2). Gene Ontology annotation, biological process: adenylate cyclase-activating G protein-coupled receptor signaling pathway; cell surface receptor signaling pathway; brain development. Gene Ontology annotation, molecular function: G protein-coupled receptor activity. The record is from RefSeq and is a predicted model, not a curated record. The annotation marks the transcript as partial. Gene Ontology annotation, cellular component: neuron projection; membrane. The transcript has 17 exons. Lineage: Eukaryota; Metazoa; Chordata; Aves; Trogoniformes; Trogonidae.